Paramacrobiotus metropolitanus is the source of this 2546-nucleotide messenger RNA. RefSeq lists its product as uncharacterized. The coding region runs from base 255 to 2249 and encodes 664 amino acids. NCBI's taxonomy places the organism in Eukaryota, Metazoa, Tardigrada, Eutardigrada, Parachela, Macrobiotidae. The transcript has 4 exons. The record is from RefSeq and is a predicted model, not a curated record.
UACAGCCCAUCCACCAUCCUGCUUGGCUCCCUGAAUUUUGCCAUGCUGGAUGGAGUUUCGAUUUUUCCGGGAAUAUCGCCUGGAUGUUUUAUCGUGUUCAUGCUUGCCAUAUAUCCGCCCGUCUUGUUUUCGGAUAAUCGGCUUUAUUCCGUCACAGGAUACUAUGCAUUAAAAUCGCAUUUAUUUGUGUGAUCUUUUGAUUUACUCGCCAACUUCAGUGAAGUGUGGAUAAAUACUUUUGGCUAUUUUACAUCAUGAAUGCGACAUCACGGUACUUUCGCAAGUUGUUCACGGGUUUGCCUGAGUUGAACUACGGGAACACGGUGCUGGUACAGCGUGAUAACGACCAGUGGUGGUUAGGAUACGUUCAAGACAUUGACGGUCCUAACUUCUACGUUGACUUCGAUGCCAGCAGCAUCAGCGCUCAGUGGAUCCAUUCCAGUCAUCUUUGGCCGCAUCAUUUUUUACAGCCACCUCUUCAAAGCUCGUCGGUGCACAUAGCGCUGCGGAGGACUAAUGCUGACCCAAUGGUUUUCUGGCCAGGGACUCUCGUGGACACUUAUAUUAUCAGUCCUUUCCAUUGUGUACUUUUGACUGGUAACAUUCCUGACGGGAUGCAUGGUCAGCAUAUCGUGCAUUGGAACCAUUGCACCGAAAAGCUGCCGAUUCAUAAGAAAAGUUUCUUCGAACUAACAGUGGGAUUUUUGUACAGCAAGCUCUUCAUGCCGGAAGAGGAGAAAAGUUUCUUUGAACGAAGAGCGGCAUUCUUGUACAAAAAACAUGUUAUCCGCUUUCCCAAAGCACAAGUGCUACCAGAUGUUGAUUUCAUUCCCCAAUUAUUAGCCCGUAGUUGCCGAUGGGUGCUUCCUCGUGCCCGCGGUAAUCAUCUUUGUGACGGGAACUGUUCCUCCGUUCGACUCAUUUCAAUGGACGAGAUGCUCCAUUACUGCAAUGCUGACCUUAAGACGGAAUGUGCCAUCGGGGUCGGGUGUCGAAUGUUCGUGCGAGUGGGAUUGGAUGACAUCACAUUUAUCUGCGCCGAAAUGAAGGAUUAUAAAGACGAUUUCAGAAAGAGAAUUACUUCAAUCUUUUGGGAUGAAGAAUCACUGAGACAAGCUUGCGAUGACUAUCUCACCCUGAAGCUGAAAACACAUCCAGUUGAUACGCACACGACUUCCGGGUACGCGCUUAACGAAGAUUUUGAAGAAAUGUCCAUCAGUGAACUUGCACAUCCGAUCGUGGCUUCUGUACACUCCUAUUUGGAUGUGGAAUCACAAUUUUGGGCGCGCAGAGUAUGCGCCCUGUGGAGUUUGCUUUCUUGCGAGCACGCAAACGACCGACACAUCCUGUUCGAUCUUUGUACCAACUGCGAACGACAGCCACAAGACCUGCCAAAAGGGAAUGCAAAAGACGUUCUCGAUGCUAGCGUAAGAUCAGAAUAUGCUGAGUAUCUCGCGUACAAACUGGUAACGACACUAGACCGCGUAAUCUCGGUGCGCACGCAGACACUGGCGUUGACAGAGGAUGGGAACCAUCUCCACGACGGAUUCGAUCUCGAUGAACGGAUGAGGCUGACCGCAGCUGUAUUAGCCAUCAAAGGUGUUCGCCCGCGUGCAAUCUUUAUUAAGAAUGGCAUUGGCCGGAAUACACUUUCGAAGCUCUAUCCGUUCCUGGACAUCCUCUGCAGUAAUCGCAGAGGAAUAUUAGAGUGCAACGGGUUGUAUGACCUGAUGGCGGUGUGUGAACAGCUGGUGCUAAUCAACUUCAAGUUUUCCGAUUUUAUCAGGCGGGCAGCGGUGGAACUGUUAGGAUGGGGUGGUCAUCCGUUUUUGCCCCUUUCGGAGAGCAAAUUGCUGCGCAGGCAUGAUCCGGAUAUUGAUCCUAGUCCAGUUAUCAUUCCGUGUCUACGUUUUCACUCCGUAGAAACUGCCACCCAACAUGCGGAUAUUCGCAUCGUUCUAGCGGCGCUCAAUGUCCACUGUCCGGCCGUUAGUCAGCGGGUGUUCGAAAAGGUCACAAACAUUCAGGCGCGCUGGGUACGAACGGUAGCCUAUCCGGACCAGUGGAACAGCAUUGGCAUCUUUCUGUACCUGUUCAACCAUCUGCGCCCUGGUGAUGCGCCUAAGGAAUGGGAUACGAUGGAUCUUCGCCAGCUGGACAUCGCUGCACUGAGUCCUAUCACCUUCGCAGCUUUGGAUGCAUGCUACAAGGAUAACGACGAUAAUGAUGACGUCAAUGGCGAUGAGUAAAGCAGGAUAGAAGACAGGCUUUCCGAUUUUCCAUUAGUGGUUUCUUAGUUAGUUGGUUUUCUUAGGUUUUCUCCCGUUUAACUAUGCCUACUGCGACACUGUCAUAGCCCAGUGUCUGAAUACACAGAUUCCGGUAAAAAGCAUUGUCAACAUUCACAAAAUUUCAAUACAUUGUCAACAUUCACAAAAUUUUUAAAUAGUAAUUUUCAAUGCUUUACGACUCGUAGACUCCAUAGACUGCUACUGUAAACGGAUCAGUAUACGAGUAUUCGCCCUUAUUGCGCUAAUAGCUGAUGA